Molecule: messenger RNA, 661 nt
Organism: Raphanus sativus (radish)
Lineage: Eukaryota; Viridiplantae; Streptophyta; Magnoliopsida; Brassicales; Brassicaceae
Exons: 1
Coding region: 382-630 (82 amino acids)
Source: RefSeq, a predicted model, not a curated record
GACUAGCUUCCACGAGAGAAUCUUUACAUUAGAAUAAUUGUUCAAUCUUCCAGCUAAGGUUCCAGAAGUUGUUGACGAUUAGAAAGGAAAUAAUUUUUCUUUUUUGAAAUAAGUAGUUAAAAAGGAAGCAAAUCGUUGCACAAAAAAAAACAGGAAACAAAUCAAAAGAAAUCUUGUUGUUCAAGAACACAAGGUUUGACCACAGGAACACGGUCUUUACGUAUGAGAUGACGAGAUGUGUGUAUAUAUAAACACAUCAAAGAAAACCAGAGGCAAUCAGCCAAUCACAAAACAAACUUGAAAUCAAUUUUCAGUUUUUACUCCCAUACAAAAACCAAAUUGUUUCUGAUUGAAAGCUUUUUUAAAUAGGAAAAUAUAAAAAUGAACGGAACAUCGUGGGCUGACCAGUGGGACAACUCUGACAAAGGAGGACGCAUAGGGGGCAGUGCCGUUAGCGGAGGUGGAGCUGCUUCUAACUCGAAAACGGCUAAGUACAAGCAGAAACUGGGACAAGGGCUAGACAAGACCAAAGCUGUAGCUUCUUCUGGUUUUAAGAAGCUAAAGACAAGCUCUGCCAUUGGUUUCAGUUGGGUUAAGGCCAAGUAUCACAAAAUCACAAACAAACAUUAAACAUCCAAAAAGAAAAAAAACAUUAAACAUC